AUGAAUACGGUGUCAGCCAAUCCAACGGUGCUGCCUACAAAUAAAGGCAUGCUACCAACGAAGGAGAAAACAGAGAUUCCAAGCAUUCAUAUACCUAGGCCAGUCACUACUGCACAGUUAGAACAGCUGCUUUACCGUUACAGAGCUAUUAUUGAGAAUAAGAAGGAGAACAAGCUAGAAAUUGAUGCCAUCGAACGUACUUUGGGUGAAGUUUCAAGAGACCAGGAUGUGUACAUUCAACGUUUGGAUAAAUUGAGAAGCGGAAUUAAGCAAGGAGUUUCCUACGAUGAUGAUCUAUUAGAAAGACAGUUACUGGCGUUGCAACUACUUGGAAAAGACUUGGACGUACCCGAAGAGCUUCUGCUAGAUCAGGAUGAGAACAGUUUGUCCGGUGCAAAUUCUACCGAUGAGUCGGAGAAACUGAGCCCAGUGAAGUGUUCACUCGAUUUCGAAGAGAAUGUCCAAAACCUUGGUUUGUCUGAGAAAUUCACGAACUGCGCACCUACGAGGCUGGGCGAUCCUUCCAUUGAGUCAAGAGUUUCGUCUCGGAUCGCCAAGAGGAUAAGCGAGUUAGAAAGGUUACCAGCUAACCUUGGAACAUAUUCAUUGGAAGAUGCAUUGGACUUUGUGACAAAGGAUGACAUUCCCUCAAGGAUUGAUGUGGCCAAAAUUAGGGCUUUAAUAGAACUUAAGGGUCUGAAACUCUUGACGAAACAGAAAUCUUUGAGGCAGAAGCUUAUCACCAAUGUGACAAGCCAAGCUCACCAUUCAAUCCCAUUUCUACGCGAUUCACCUUUUACUGUUGCGGCACAACGGUCGGUGCAGGUGAGAAGUAAAACCAUUGUUCCACAGACGGUAAGAUUAGCCGAAGAAUUGGAAAGACAGCAGUUACUGGAGAAACGUAAGAAGGAAAGGAAUUUGCACAUGAAAAAAGUCAAUUCCAUCGUGGACUUUGUCAAGGAGAAACAGUCGGAGACAUGGUCGUAUCGCGAUCGUUGUCUACAGUUUGGUAGACUCGGCCAAAUUGCUCACAACCAGAUAGAGAAGGAUGAGCAAAAGAGGAUGGAAAGAACCGCAAAACAACGUCUAGCUGCUUUGAAGUCUAACGAUGAAGAGGCUUAUUUGAAACUCUUGGAUCAAACAAAGGAUACAAGAAUUACUCAGUUGCUGAGACAGACCAACACCUUCUUGGAUUCUCUAGCGCAAGCUGUCAAAGUUCAGCAGAAUGAGGCUAUGAUAUUAAGAGGUGAAGAAGUGCCACCAAUCACAGACGAAGAAAGAGAAAAGGUUGAUUACUACGAAGUUGCUCACAGAGUUAAGGAAAAAGUGACGAAGCAGCCCUCCAUCUUAAUCGGAGGUACCCUAAAAGAAUAUCAGAUCCGUGGUUUGGAGUGGAUGGUCUCCUUGUACAAUAACCAUUUGAAUGGUAUCUUGGCAGAUGAAAUGGGUUUGGGUAAAACAAUUCAAUCGAUUUCUCUCAUUACCUAUCUUUACGAAGUCAAGAAAGAACCAGGUCCUUUCUUAGUCAUCGUUCCUUUAUCUACCAUCACAAACUGGACAUUGGAAUUCGAAAAGUGGGCGCCUAGUCUGAACACCAUCAUUUAUAAAGGUACCCCGAAUCAAAGACGAUCUCUUCAGUUCCAGGUCAGAUCUGGGAACUUUGAUGUGCUGUUAACAACAUACGAAUAUAUCAUUAAGGAUCGCUCAGUGCUAGCUAAACCUGACUGGGCGCAUAUGAUCAUUGAUGAAGGUCACAGAAUGAAGAAUGCACAAUCCAAGUUGUCGUACACCAUAACGCAUUACUAUCAUACUAGGAAUAGACUGAUUUUGACUGGUACUCCUCUACAAAACAAUCUACCCGAACUGUGGGCUUUAUUGAACUUUGUUUUACCGAAAAUUUUUAACUCUGCUAAGACUUUUGAAGAUUGGUUCAACACGCCAUUUGCAAAUACUGGCACUCAAGAAAAACUUGAACUUACAGAAGAAGAGACGUUAUUGAUUAUCAGAAGAUUGCAUAAAGUUUUGAGACCAUUUUUGCUGCGUCGUUUGAAGAAAGAAGUCGAAAAGGAUCUGCCAGACAAGGUGGAGAAAGUCAUCAAAUGUAAACUCUCAGGGCUACAGCACCAAUUGUAUGAGCAAAUGCUUAAGCAUAAUGCAUUGUUCGUCGGAGCUGGUACCGAGGGAGCUACAAAAGGUGGUAUUAAAGGUCUUAACAAUAAAAUCAUGCAACUGAGGAAGAUCUGUAAUCAUCCUUUCGUUUUUGAUGAAGUGGAAGGUGUAAUUAAUCCAACGAGGGAAAACAGUCCACUACUUUAUCGUGUUGCUGGUAAAUUCGAAUUGUUGGACCGUGUAUUGCCCAAGUUCCGAGCUACAGGCCACAGAGUCCUGAUGUUUUUUCAAAUGACCCAGGUUAUGGACAUCAUGGAAGAUUUCUUGAGAAUGAAGGGGUUAAAAUAUAUGAGAUUAGAUGGUGGUACCAAGACCGAAGACAGAACAGAUAUGUUAAAAGACUUUAAUGCUCCAAAUUCUGAUUAUUUCUGUUUCCUAUUAUCUACUAGAGCAGGUGGUCUUGGUCUUAACUUGCAGACUGCCGAUACUGUUAUUAUUUUCGAUACUGACUGGAAUCCUCAUCAGGAUUUGCAAGCUCAGGAUAGAGCUCAUAGAAUUGGACAGAAAAAUGAGGUUAGAAUUUUGAGGUUAAUCACCACUGAUACGGUGGAAGAAGUCAUUUUAGAGAGAGCUACCCAAAAAUUAGAUAUUGACGGCAAAGUUAUUCAGGCCGGUAAGUUUGAUAAUAAAUCUACAGCAGAGGAGCAAGAAGCCUUUUUGAGAAGAUUGAUCGAAAGUGAAUCUAGCAGAGAUGAGGAAGACAAGGCUGAGCUCGAUGACGAUGAGUUGAAUGAGAUUUUGGCACGUAGUGAGGAAGAGAAAAUAUUGUUUGAUAAGAUGGAUGAGGAAAGAGUACAGUUGGAAAAUAAAGAAGCCAAAUCAAUGGGCCUCAAGCAGUCUCUACCGAGAUUGAUUGAAGUAGAUGAGUUACCAGAAGUGUUCACGGAGGAUAUCACCGCUCACCUUCAACCUGAGCCGGUCGCUGUUGGUAGGAUAAGAGAAAGAAAAAGGGUUUACUACGACGAUGGUUUGACCGAAGAACAAUUUUUGCAAGCGGUUGAAGAUGAAAGCAGUACUCUGGAAGAAGCCAUCGAAAAGAGACGUAAGGCUAGAGCAAAGAGACAAGGUGUAAGCAGUCCUCUUGGAGAUGAGAUCGGCACUUUGGAGAGCACUGCUGAACCUAGUAUAAAUGAGGCUCCAGCUGAAGAAGUAGUAGAAGAGGAUGAAGAAUCCUCUUUGGUUAAACCUAAACGAAAGUCUAGAAGUAAGAGAAGGAGGAGCGUCCCAGUUGCCGAGGACCAGAAUGGCUUGGAUGAAGCAGUUGACGAGGAAGGGACCGCUGCUGAAGUCAAGGAACCGGAAAAGAAGAAACCUAAGCUGAAGAUCAAACUCACGUUAAAGAAUGAUCCUUUGACACCCGAAGAAUCUGAAACUAACGGAGUAGCUAAUUCAAAGGUGGAUAAGAGUAAACAAUCAAAGACCAAGAAGACCAAGAAGGCUCAAAACGAGCUUCUCCCUGUCGUUGAAAAUCUACUCGCUUUAAUGCGUGAACAGAUCGACGAAACUGAUGAACAUCCACGCACAACCAUAUUUGAGAAACUUCCCUCUAAACGAGACUACCCUGAUUAUUACACUCUAAUCAAGCACCCUAUUGCUCUAGAUAUAGUUUUGAGGAAUGCCAAGAAGGGACAAUAUAACAGUUUGGAAGAUGUCAAACAAGAUCUGCAAGUAAUGUAUGACAACGCCAAAUUUUAUAACGAGGAAGGCUCGUGGGUCUAUAACGACGCCGAAAAGCUUAACGAAUUCACUGAUCAAUGGUUUGAAAAUAACUAA
Molecule: messenger RNA, 3942 nt
Organism: Torulaspora delbrueckii
Lineage: Eukaryota; Fungi; Ascomycota; Saccharomycetes; Saccharomycetales; Saccharomycetaceae
Gene: STH1
Product: RSC chromatin remodeling complex ATPase subunit STH1
Exons: 1
Coding region: 1-3942 (1313 amino acids)
Biological process (GO): positive regulation of transcription by RNA polymerase II
Cellular component (GO): nucleus
Molecular function (GO): ATP binding; DNA binding; histone binding
Source: RefSeq, a predicted model, not a curated record